AUGGGUGAUAAAGAAAUAGUGAAACAAUUGCGGGAAAAGCCUGUAUUUUAUGUUAAGGCUGAUAAGGGAAACAAAGUGGUAAUUAUGGACAAAGAAGAUUAUGAUAAUCUGAUAAUUAAAAAAAUCAAUGACGGCCCUUAUAGGAAACAAAGAGCCGACCCCCUUCCAGAUAUUAUUAAAAAAGUAGAUAAAACUCUUCAUGAAUGCAACCCAAACUUCGAUAUCAAUCUCAGUAGUCUCAAAGUUUCUAACCCCUCUUUAUCCAAAAUAAAAGGACUACCAAAGGUUCAUAAACCUGGUAACGAAAUAAGGGAAAUCAUUUCUUCAGUAGGGGCCCCAACUCAAAAAAUAUCCAAAUGGCUAGUAAAAGAAUUCCAAUCUAUGCCAAAAAAAUUCUUCAGUAAAUCAGUUCCUAACACACAGGCAUUCGUUACUCAACUUCAGAAUUCAGGCGAAAGCGAAGAUGACGAAAUGAUGGUAUCUUUUGAUGUAACCGCCUUAUUCCCAAGUGUCCCAGUGAAGGACUCAAUCAAUCUGUUGGAAGAUUGGUUACUUCAACAAAAUAGUAGUAGUUUAUGGAAAUGCAAAGUACGGUCUUAUCUUACUCUAACCCGGCUUUGCAUGGAUGUAAAUUAUUUCAAAUUCAGAGGGAAAUUUUAUAAACAAUUACAAGGGGCACCAAUGGGCAAUCCACUCUCCCCGUUUUUAUGUGUAUUAUUCAUGGCAAACCUUGAAGAACUUUUAAAUAAGCAGGGAUUAUUACCUAAUCGCUGGUGGAGAUACGUAGAUGAUAUAUUUUGCAUCAUCAAACGCAACGAUUUAUCGAACUUCUUAGAAAUAAUUAAUAAUUUACAUAAAAAUAUUAAAUUCACCUAUGAGGAAGAGAAAGACAACAGUUUACCUUUCUUGGACAUUCUUAUUGUCCGGGAGGCAAAAUCCUUAACUUUCGAAAUAUAUAGGAAGCCAACCAAUACGGACCGUGUCAUACCAAAUACUUCUAAUCAUCCCCAUCAACACAAAAUGGCAGCAUUCCACCAUAUGAUUCACAGAAUGCUAUCUUUGCCCCUUAGAAAAGAUGCUGCGAUAAAAGAGAAAAACUUUAUUUUCGAAAUUGGAAAGUUCAAUGGAUAUCCAGAGCAUACAAUUCAAACCAUCUUCGAUAAAAAAUUAAGACUGUUGAAAAAACAAUCACUUACAACUUUGACCCUCACUUCUGGAAAUUUUAAAAGAAUAUCAGUGGACUUCAAUCAAAACAUUUCACACCCACUAAAAUCAAAACUAAGAAAAUUUGUUUUAGAUUUAGUGUUCAGCAGUAUGAACUACCAAUUGAAAACUCUACUAGGUUCUACAAAAGAUCCUACAGAGAAUUUGAAAAAGUCUGGGGUAUACAAAAUCUCGUGUCCUCAUUGCGAUAAAAUAUACAUCGGACAAACAAAGAGAACACUGGACAUUCGCUUCAAGGAACAUAUCUCAGAAAUAGCGAAAGCAUCCAAAGAAUUGGAAAAGGGACUACCACAUCACUUCAAGUCAAAAGUAGCAGAACAUGCCUUUUUUGAAGAUCAUGAACUCACUACUAAUGACAUAAAAAUCUUAAGACAAAUUUCCAAUCCAUGGAAAUUAGAUUCAGCAGAAAGUUUAGAAAUAUUCAAAAACAACUCCAUCUCUUUUUUAAACCGAGACCAAGGGAAUAGAUCUUCUUGGCUUUUUCAGUUACUACCCAUAUCCAAGAUAAAAACAAACAUAGAAAACACUUAACUCUUCCAGUUUUCUGUUACCUGUUUUUACCUUUCAUUUUUUUGUUCCUUUUUUGGUUUACCUACUUACGUUUCUACCUACUUACGUUUGUAUGAAAGGAACUUCACUGCAGCAUUCUUUCAAUAAACUUAUAAAACCGAUACACUGAAGAAGGAUGCAAAUAGCAUUCCGAAAUACGUAUCUGUAUUAUAACGUUUGAAACACUUUCGGAAAAAUAGUGACUGUGAAAAUAGUGACUUUGUGAGAGUGUAAUGACGUGACAUAACAUAGUGGAAUUCAACGGUACAACAACAGUACUAUUAGCGAGAACAUUCUACUAACAGCUCAAACAGAAAUUUAGUCAAUUAAUGUAGUUACGGUCGUUUCUUUGCAAUUUCAGCCUUCAAACGCUCCGAUAACGCUAUAUCAUAUUCAUUUUAAAAGGUAUUUCCUUUCUAAAGAUAGUCGAUAAAUAUUUCACUACGCACAUCUCAAAAUACCGAGGUCAUAACCUUUCCAGCCGAUUGUUGUGCUUUCGGGACGAGGUUGUGACGAUCGUUUUGAUUCCGGAGUGAAGUGAUGAAUCCAUGUUUCAUCUAUUGUCACAUAUCGACGCAAAAAUUCCGGUUUGUUACGUUUAAACAUGGCCAAACACUGCUCAGAAUCAUCAAUACGUUCUGGUUUUUGGUCAACAGAGAGCAAACGCGGCACCCACUUUGAACAGAGCUUUCUCAUAGUCAACUGCUCAUGCAAUUGCCAACACAUUCUUUUGAUAUCUUUACGAUGCAGCUAACUCACACAACUUCACUUUUCGAACAUUCAAAACGAUUUUGUGGAUUUUUUUAUGUUUUCUGGUGUUUCCGCCUCAUUUGGACGUCCCCUGCGUUCAACUAUGGCUAUGGCCACGUUUGAAGUCAGCAAACCAACGUUUCGUGAAGUGGUAGUGCUUAAAAGUUUGAGCACCUCAAAAAAAGUCCCUAUACAAAAUUUGAGCUAAAUCAGAUAUGGGCAAGUGGUGUCGUCCCGCGGUUAAAGUUUGAAAAAUUUCGAUCUUGAAAAAUCACCAUACAUUCAACCUGUAUAUGAAAUUUCCGAAAUAGGACGUCGAGAUCUGAUGUCAUCCCGAAACAUUUUUUUCUGAAAAAAAUCGACUCCCAGGGAAAUCGAAUUUUUCUUAUGCCAAUCAAUGUUGAGAAAAUCAUGAUCAGAAAACGUUAAUUUCAAUAUCACUUGUGAAAAAAUCAGUUCAGGAGAUUUUCUGAAAAAAAAAACUCAGUGACUGAGAAAAUCACUUUCGAGAUUCUCAUUCAUGAAACAAGCAUCCACAAACUCAAAACCUCGAAAUUCUCAAGUGAUUUUCUAUGUCAGCGAAAUUUAAUGACGAAUUUUCACCCACAUCGCGACUGUUUCGAAAUUUUGAUUUUUUCCCAACACUGAUGCCAAAUUUCGGAUGAUUUUCAAGCAGGCCGUAAGAGCAAACGACAGUUUCUCUUUGUUUACUUUCUCUUCUAUUAAGCGAUUUCCACUUUCAUCACUCAACUCUUUUUAUAAAAUGGUAGCCGGAACCUUCGGCUUCCACACAGAAUUGUAAAAUCCAAGAAAACCUAUAAAAUCACGUCACAAUUAUCGAAAGAGAGAGUGAACAAUGAGAAACUUUCACUUGCUCUUACGGCCAUUUCAAAAAUAAAAUAUCGACUAUCGUCAAUCGAAAACUUUUUUUGAUGCCGAAAUAGUGUAAAAUCACCACAAGAUUUAAAAUUUUCACCCAUAUCCGAUUUAGCUCAAAAUUUGCACAGCGACUUUUUUAGAGAUCCUUAAAAUUUUGGGCUUUACGAAAUUAGAGAUGACACCAAAAUAUUGGCACCCCAAUAUAUAUGCUAUAUUUGAAUUUUAGUCAAAAGAAAUUUUUACUUUUUUUGGUGUAUAUCAACCUAUAAUUCCGGAACCGAAAGUCGGAUUCUGACGAAAUUUUUAAAUAUUGUAUGUGACCUGGAACCUUUCCUUUGAAUCUAAGUUUGUGAAAAUUACUUCAGACAUCUCCAAGAAAACUGAGUGACAUUAAUUUCACUGUAAUUCUUGAACCAGACCAAUUGAAGUUCAGGAACUUUGUAUGGGACGAUGAGACCUUUCAUAAGAAUUUAAGUUUAUGAAAAUCGAUUUAGUCAUCUUUGUGAAAAUUCAGUGACAUUAUUUCCAUUUUGUCGGUGUAUAUCACCCUGUAAUGCUGCAGGCAGAAGUCGGAUCCAAAUGAAAUUUAGGAACUUUGUAUGGGACCUUUUUUUUAAAUCCAAGUUUUGAGUGACAAUAUUUGUCACACACAGACAUUUGCUCAGUUCAUCGAUCUGAAUCAAAUGGUAUAUGACAACAAUUUUCAUUUUUUUUCGUAAAAUUUGUUUUUGAAAAAAGUGAGAUACAAACUUUUUUUUUUUUAAUUUUCUCAUAUUUUUCAAUGAAAUGUCGUUUACUUCCUUAAUAACCGACUUCUCCGGAACUAGAAAGACAAACACGUGUCAGCAGUUUUCUUCUUUGAUACUCAUAUGUCAUACUACUCAAUGUUUUAUCAUAAAUUGCUGAUCAUAUUUCCGAUGGUAUUUAGCAAAAAUUGUGUUGAUACGUUAUAUAAUUGCGAUCAAAAACUUAUCACGCUGCCAGAGGGUAAAUUCAGAAAAGGCACCCCAUAGUAAAGUAAGACGUAUUUAGGCCAAAAUUUUCAAAUCGGUCAAACUGUUGUUUAGUUAUUUUUGCACACCAUUUUUACAGGUUGUCCUAGUUUGAAUAUCUCGGGAACAACUCGAUAUUUUUACAUAUAUAUUUAUACUGUACUUAAAAAAAAUAACAACUACAUUAAAAUUUGAGAUUAGACAACGAAUAGUUUUUUUUAAACCCACGAUCGGAAUGAAGGAACGAAAAAUCCCGUUUAUAGAAGAAGCUCCUCUUGAAGCCAUCACACGCCGGGAAUGGUUCAAAACUAAGUUAUUGGGUGCCGUACGUUUCAAGAGAAAGAAAUGUUGAGAAGUGCACUUGUCAGUUGUUCUCUAGAAGACAGUAUCGAAAGGGGUUACAACAUCAUAAAGGGUAGUGCACAAUUUAAAAUCCGCGCACACAAAAUUAAUUCUCAAAAUUCCAGUUUUUGUUCGACUAUCACUAAAUUUUCAGAGAGUAAAACGAAACAAAGUUAGUUUUGGCAUCAUUCAUUCAAUUUAUUUCACCUUUAUAUCUGAAUAAGCAGAUCUUGGGCUUAACCCCAGCAAGGCCUCAAAAUCGACAGUUUUAUUUUGCAUAUUAAUCCACACUUUCUUCAUUUCUUCAACAUCCGUCACUACUUUAGGUUGUUUUGGAAAUUAAAGCUGGACUGGACGCAGUUUCGUAGUGUUUGAGAGAUUCAGAUGUAUCGGCAAGCUAUCGACAUAAUUCGUCUUACAACUCUAGCACGUCCUUAGUGUGGUGGCAUGAUGUUGAAUCCGACCAGACAGUCGGACUGUCGUGAGUCUUCAGGACAGAAAGAAGUCGCUUUUCACAAGUAUAAAUAGCUUGCCAAAUUGAGAACUUCGACUUUUUUGUGUCCGAAGGUCCUCGUAGUCAUCGAACUUAUUCAUGGCAGUCACAGACAAUGUUCUUGGAAUCUGGUUAAAGUUUGCCUUUAACCGUACAUCUUCCGGGUAUAAUGUUUUGUAAUCGUGUUCUGUUUCUCGUCAAUGUUUGGGGACAUCUGAACCAUCAACGUUCGUAAUCCAGGUUGAGUUUUGGUAUUCUGGACGCUCUUGGUCACGUGCAUCUUUCUAACCACAUCUCAAAUUAAGGGCUUCCCUUUUGAGACCCUUAACACGUGAUCGUUCUCGUUAAUCUGAAUCUUUGCUUCCGAUCAACAGUUAGACGUCCUUCUUACCGUUCUAUGAUACCAGGCACCGUUUAAUUCGCGAUUCCCAACUUUUUUUUCCGAUGGCACGAUUCUUAUUUUCAAAGUACUCGUGUAAAAAUUUUUCACGUAACGUACUGUUCUUUGGUCGUCAUUUUGAAGACUUUUGCACACCUCACAGAGAGUAAACAAUACACAUUGAACAAUGUCUAUGCAAAACUUCAAUAAAUUUUACCCAACGGACCAAAAUUGUGCGCGGAUUUUAAAAGGUACACCCUUUAUUGUUUAGGUAUCGUAUUGUACUAUAUCUAUUUGGCCAUAAUCUCGUGACUUUGUUUUCUCCUAAGACUUCAGUAUAAACACUGCGCUUAGAUGCGAAAUAAAUGAUUUGAAAAUAGUAAGGUGGCAUUAGCGGUUCAACAUAAACUGUUAAUGCACUGUUAAAUCGAAGACAAAAAGUAAAACAAAAAAAUAAAAACAAGUCAUGUGCAAUUUAGCACAAACCUCUACUCUUGAUGUACUAAAACCCUUAAAUAACAUAAUACUGUUUCUGGGUAGGGUAGGCAAUCCCAAUCGCAUAUAACAUGCGGUUAUAACAUUUGAUAGCACCAGAAGAGUUUCAUUUCUAGGAACUGCUAAGACCCUCUAAAAAUUGAGGAGCACUCUACCAUCUCACAAACAGUCAUUUUGCUCCAUGACUCGACUGCUCGGCCGCACAUUGCAAUCGUUAUCAAAACUUGCCUCCAAACGCUGAAAUGGGCGCCAUACUGUCUUUAUAUAGCCCUUUUCGGAUUUCUAUCGCUUGAUCUUCCUGGGCAAUUUUUUACUUAAUACAAAGAAUUUAAAAAUGACAUUGACUCAUGGUUUAACUCGAAACCACGAAGGUUUUUUUUCAAAAAGGGUCAAUAAACGAUACCCGAGAUGGGGCAACAGUUUUAUAAAGCUUUAGGCGGUACUCCGAAUGAAAGUCAUGAUCUCAAAACCAACUAAAAAUGGGAGAUUUUUGAAUGGAAAUACCUGUUGAUUGUAGGUCAUGGACUUAAAAUAUUUUAUUAUAAAUCAGUAGUUGCCUUCGAAGGCUAUGCAUUUUUUCUACCUUCAUAACUAGUGAAGUGCUGCUCAGCGAGUACGUGAGGCAUCGAUGGGAACAAUUGAUAGUUGAACGGGACCGAGUCUAGCGAGUAAAGUGGUUGAGAAAAAAGUUCUUAUCUGAGAAAUGAUGUUUUUGUUCGCUUUUGCUUGUAUUGCAAAAUUACUUUCUCAUGUCUUGUGGAGCAUUCUGAUAGUUUUUCGGGCAAUGUUUGCUUCAAUUUCAUCAUUUACUGACAGUACCGAUUAAUAUUUACAGUUUACCAGUUGAUCCCACCAAAGGCACUGCAUCGUUUUCCUUCCAGUUGAUGUUGAUGGUUGGCCAGGGAUGGAUCCAUGGAUUUCAGCGCUUAGAAUUCCCAGAAUAAAUCCAUUUCUCAUCUCCAGUCACGAUCCGGGGCACAAAAACCUUUGUUUCAUGCCGAGUAGAGAUGGAGGGAUUUCGGGAUUUGUCGAUUUCGGAUACAGAAAAAGAUAUCUUUGUUUGGUUCGGGUCGGGUACGUUUUGAAUUUGUUCGGUUUUGUAACUUUUUUUGGGAUCGGGUCGGGAACAGGUAAAAUUUUUAAUUUUUUUAUCGGGUACGGGUCGGGUUCAGAUUUGAAAGAAAGAUUGAUCUCGGGUACGAGUAAAAGUUUUUUAUUUUCGAUCGGGUACGGGUCUGGUUAAAAAAAAAAAAAAAAAAAACGUUUACCCGAUCAUCUCUAAUGCCGAGUCAGCAAAGGUCCACUCAUCGUUUUUCACUAUUCCUGCUUUUUAUCAUGCAGUUUCUAAGGAAUCCAUUUUCCUACCUUCGGAAUCUUUUCUAUGAACUGUAGAUGAUCAGAAAUGGCCUCGCGACUAACGUUUAACCUCUUCACCAUUUGGUGUAGAGUUUGGGUGUCUUAGUUCAAUAAACCUUACAAUUCGGCAUCUUCCAAUAUUUUUGGUUGACCAUCAUCUUCCAAACUAAAAUUCUCACUUCUGAAUCGUUUACUAGUCGUGACCAAAGGAGCGUCAACGAGAAUACUUUUUUUCAGAACAAAGUAAUGAAUCAACACUUCCCGCAAAUGCUCUUUACUUAGCAAGAAUUUGGACCCCACUAAAUGUAUAUUACACUUGCAAACUUGCUAUUAACAAAACUGCAAUGGCUUGUUGGAAUGUGAUGUUACAGUAAAAGUUGACGCAUUAGUUUCGACGGUGAAGUAAUUCCUGUUUGCAGAGAUAUCUCUUCAAAAAAUCCUGCAUUAUUAAUUGGCACACCUGGUAUCGCUUAGCAAAAAUGACUUUCAAAAUUGAUUUGGCGUUUCCAGUCAGAUACGUUUUCUGUUUGUGGUUUUGUGAAUAAAUCCGAUAAUCAACCUAUUCAGCACGUUAGCACGUCGAAUUUCGUGUUUUAUUUUUUCUCUUUUAGUUAAGCUUUCACAAUUAUCAUUGCGUUUACACUAAUCGUAAGAAACAGUAUAUUGUAAUUGGAUAGAACAAAAUAUGUAAAAUAAAAAUGCGUGUGCUAAAAGAUCUCAUGGGGUAGGAUCGUUUUUUUUAUUGUCAUUCUCCUACGGUCAAAUCUAGACAGCUAACAUACUAACUCGACGAAUCGAUGGGACACUAAUAUGAUGUUAAAAAUACACCGAGAAAGCACACACGCGUUUGAGACUAUCUGUGAUACUUUUGCUAAACAAAAUGUUAGAAGUAAAAAUACCAGUUUUAGUUCGAAAUAAAUACAAUUCACAAUCAAUAGAAUCCUUUUCGAUAUCCUGGAACUUGUGGUUCCGAUGAGAUGUUUUUGAUUGAGAUGUAAGGAUGAUAAGUUUUAGGAAACAAAGAUUGUUGUAUUGCAUUGUAUAAUAAGGGAUAUAUUGCAGUGCGUAUUAUAGGAAAUACAAUUUUAUGUCAUUA
Molecule: messenger RNA, 8555 nt
Organism: Malaya genurostris
Lineage: Eukaryota; Metazoa; Arthropoda; Insecta; Diptera; Culicidae
Exons: 1
Coding region: 1-1755 (584 amino acids)
Source: RefSeq, a predicted model, not a curated record